This is a messenger RNA of Merops nubicus (carmine bee-eater), 1059 nucleotides long. RefSeq names its product solute carrier family 41 (magnesium transporter), member 2 (gene SLC41A2). The record is from RefSeq and is a predicted model, not a curated record. Gene Ontology annotation, cellular component: plasma membrane. Gene Ontology annotation, biological process: monoatomic cation transport. Gene Ontology annotation, molecular function: monoatomic cation transmembrane transporter activity. The annotation marks the transcript as partial. Lineage: Eukaryota; Metazoa; Chordata; Aves; Coraciiformes; Meropidae. The transcript has 8 exons.
GUAAAUAUUGGAAAAAUGGAUUCUCCCAUUGAGAAAUGGAACCUAAUAAUUGGCAAUUUAGCCUUAAAACAGGUUCAGGCAACAGUAGUUGGUUUUCUGGCAGCAGUGGCAGCAGUUAUAUUGGGCUGGAUUCCAGAGGGCAAAUACCGCUUUGAUCAUUCCAUCCUUCUGUGUUCUAGUAGCGUAGCAACUGCCUUCAUAGCUUCUCUUUUACAAGGAAUAAUAAUGGUUGGAGUUAUUGUUGGAUCAAAGAAGACUGGUAUUAAUCCUGACAACGUUGCCACUCCAAUAGCAGCAAGUUUUGGAGAUCUUAUCACUCUUGCUAUACUAGCGUGGAUAAGUCAGGGCCUUUAUACUUGCCUUGAGACAUAUUACUACGUAUCUCCUUUGGUUGGUGCCUUUUUCUUGGCUCUGACUCCGAUGGGGAUUGUCAUAGCUGCCAAACACCCAGCUACCAGAACUGUUCUCCAUUCAGGAUGGGAGCCAGUUAUAACUGCCAUGGUUAUAAGCAGUAUUGGUGGCCUUAUUCUGGACACAACUGUAUCUGACCCUAAUUUGGUUGGAAUUGUUGUUUACACCCCAGUAAUUAAUGGUAUUGGUGGUAAUCUAGUAGCUAUUCAAGCUAGCAGAAUUUCUACCUACCUCCAUUUACAUAGCACUCCUGGAGAGCUGCCAGAAGAAGCCAAGGGUUGUUAUUAUCCAUGCAGAACCUAUUAUGGUACAGGAGUAAAUAACAAAUCAGCCCAAGUUCUGCUUCUUUUGGUGAUUCCUGGACACCUAAUUUUCUUGUACACUAUCCACUUAAUGAAAAGCGGCCACACUUCCUUGACUCCUAUCUUUAUAGCAGUAUAUUUGUUUGCAGCUCUGCUACAGGUGUUUACUCUGUUAUGGAUUGCUGACUGGAUGGUGCACCACUUCUGGAAAAAAGGAAAAGAUCCUGACAGUUUUUCUAUCCCCUACCUUACUGCACUGGGAGAUCUGCUUGGAACUGCCUUAUUAGCUGUAGGUUUUCAUUUUCUGUGGCUCAUCGGUGACAGAGAUGGUGAUGUUGGAGAUUAG